AUGAGGCAUCAACGAGAUCAUCACAUAUUUCUUAUGCACUUCUUGAUGAUUUUCAUACAUUUUUUUUUCAAUCUCUAUUCAAGAUCGGUUUUCUUUGACAAAUUACACAAAAUGCUUUUAGAUUCUGUUUCUGUACUUCCACUCACUUCUGAUCCUUCUUCCAUAUACUAUAUUCAUCCUUCUGAUACAAGUUCUCAACUAGUUUCUAUAAAAUUUAAAGGAGAUGGUUAUGGUGAUUGGAGGAGAUGUAUGUUGAUUGCACUUUCUGCAAAGAACAAGGUUGCGUUUGUUGAUGGUUCCUUGCCUAAACCUAGUUCUGAUUUUGUUGAGUGCAAACCAUGGGAGAGAUUUAAUGAUUUGAUCAUCUCCUGGCUUUUGUUCAACUUGGAUACAACCAUUGCCAAGUCUGUCUUAUAUUCCAAUAUAGCUAGGGAAAUCUGGAAGGACCUAGAGGAUAGGUAUGGGCAAACCUCAGGGCCACAAUUAUAUGCUCUAGAACAUCAAUUGUCUGAAAUUGCUCAAGGCAUACAGAAUAUUGCAGAAUUUUACACUAGUAUCAAGAGAAUUUGGGAUGAGAUCCACUCCGUCUAUCCGCUUCCUUCUUGCAUUUGCAAUCUUACUCAGAAAAUACACAAGAUGCAACAAGAACAAAGGUUGAUACAAUUUCUCAUGAAGUUGAGUGAUGACUUCAGUAAUGUCAGAAGCAAUGUGCUAAUGAUGCAGCCAUUGCCCUCAGUGAACCAAGCCUAUAGGCUUCUUGUUCAAGAACAAUAA
Amaranthus tricolor (Joseph's coat) is the source of this 774-nucleotide messenger RNA. RefSeq lists its product as uncharacterized. The coding region runs from base 1 to 774 and encodes 257 amino acids. The transcript is spliced from 2 exons. The record is from RefSeq and is a predicted model, not a curated record. NCBI's taxonomy places the organism in Eukaryota, Viridiplantae, Streptophyta, Magnoliopsida, Caryophyllales, Amaranthaceae.